UAGCUCACGCUUUCAUUGCACCGACUGUGGGAGAAGAAAGAUGUAUGUGACGAGGCCACUUUCCUUGUACAGGAAUUUCCCAAGUGCUCUUUCAAGAGAGCCACCUGAAGGUCCAUACACCGGUUACCUGGUAAUUACUGAUGAAGAAGCAGAAGCACAGGAGACGUAUUGUUGGGGUAUUCGUAAGAGCAGGAGAGUUAAAAAGCUCCCAUUCCCUCAAGACAAGAUACUAUCUGUAGUUCACUCGUCUGAUCAUGAAGAAACUAUAGUUAAGAAGGCUUGGUUUAUCCCAGUUCUUGAUCAGCCUCUGUCCUCUAAUUGCUAUUAUGUUAUCAAGGCUAAGGGCUCACACAAAGGGCAAGCUUGCACAUGUUCAAGGGAGAUGGACAUGGGUUUAUGGUGCUUCAAGAGUGUCAUAAAUGACAUAAAACCGAAGCCAUUUGAUUACAGAAACAUAUACCAGCAAUUCAAGAUUCAUAGACAUCAUGGAAAGAGUUUCUUCUCUAAGUCUCUUGCUCCAGAUGGUUUUCCUCCAAGAUUUCUAAGAAAAAAGGGUUGGGAAGUUAGAAGCUCAAGGUCUUACAAAUUUCAACUAAGUGAAGCUUUAGGUCUUGAUGUCCCUCUCCGAUCACAACUUCCAAGCUUCGACUUUCCAUUGUCUACCAAGAGUUCCUCUCGUGUGACUGUCGGAAGAUGGUACUGCCCUUUUGUGCUUGUUAGAGAAGAACCUAGGAUAAGGGAGCAAAUGAAGAGAACAAUGUUAUACAGCAUGACUCUUGAGCAAUAUUGGAAGGAGAUAUAUUCAUGUGAGAAUGCCAACAAUGAAGCAGAAAGUACUAUAAUGGUGAGUGUAAAUGUGCAAAGAGAAAUGGAUUUAGUCUUUGGCAUGGAAGCAACAAGGGAUGGUGGAGUAAGUCAUGGUGGGGUUAUAUGGUAUAGAGUAGUAAGCAGAAAUAGCAGCGGGAGAGGGUUUAAGGUGGGUGUAAGUGCUGCAACUGUUGAAAAAAUGAAAUGGGUGCAAGAGGCAGGAGGAUGGAUUGAUGGGGGAGAUGUAAAUGAGACGGUGGAGAGAGUGGUGGAGAUCAGAAGUGAAAAUGGGUGGAGAAAGUUUGGCUGCUAUGCGUUGGUGGAGAGUUUUGUGCUGAGAAGGAUGGAUGGAAGUGUGGUGCUGAGAUGUGACUUCAGACACACGCAUAAAAUCAAGAGCAAAUGGGAAUAAGAUCUCCUCCCUCCCUCCCCUGGUGUAUUACAAUCUGAAUAGACCAAAUGAUGUGCCUAUGGCAUUGGAUUUCUGUGUAUAUAGUGUUGUUGGAUUGUGGUCUUGAUGGUAUUAGUUGUUUCAGAAAAAAAUACUGUGUACUUUGGUAGUGCUGUGGUUUUUUGAAAACAACUUGUGUGCUCAGGGCUCGCUUUUGCUUAGAGAAAGAAAUUGCUGCUAUCA
Populus nigra (black poplar) is the source of this 1441-nucleotide messenger RNA. RefSeq lists its product as uncharacterized. NCBI's taxonomy places the organism in Eukaryota, Viridiplantae, Streptophyta, Magnoliopsida, Malpighiales, Salicaceae. The transcript is spliced from 2 exons. The coding region runs from base 41 to 1219 and encodes 392 amino acids. The record is from RefSeq and is a predicted model, not a curated record.